AUGAAGGAUUUCAAUGUCAUGGAGAUAGAGACAGCAGAAGAGAAUGGAACGAGGUUUCGUAGAAGCAGCACAGCAUUGGAAAAGGAGUGGAGAAGGUGGGCUGCAACAGAAAAGGCACAAAUUAGUCACGUCGAUAUGAUGAAACAGGCUAAUAUGGAAAAUGAGUUAUUUUUGAAAGUAUGUGGCUUGAUUAACAUGAAUGUGUUGAAGGAAACAAAAUAUUGUGAUAUGAAAUUACCUGGAAACACAUUCAAUUCCAAGAAGUUCAUUCAACAGGAAGUAUUGAAGAUUCAACAAAACAGUAUUGAAAAGAUGAGGCAGAUGAUUGAAAAAGAGGCAGAAGUAGAAUGCAACAUAAAGCGCCUUGCUGAUGGUGGAAUGAUAAGAGUGCGAGAUAAUGAGCUACGGAUAUUUCUGGAUGACAAGAUCUUUGUGACGUACGAGACACUGUUGAAGAAAGAAGAAGAAAUGCCACUUCUUGACUUAAAAACACUGGAAAUAAAAAUAACACACUGCGGGAUUGAACUCAGUGCACAACUCGAUCUGGUAAAAAGACAGGGCAAUUUGUUGGAUAAACUGAAAGUAUUGAAUAGGUACGAAACAAUCAAGAAGCAUUCCAAUUGCAACAAUCAGGUGAUCACUAUCACAAAUAAUGCAAAUCGAGUCAGAAGAGUAGAAGACAAGUAUGGUGAGUUUGUUUUACAGAAGUUGUAUGAGUAUGAUUACGAUAACGUAUAUGAACUGAAUAGUAGAAAUAGUCAUUGGAUCAAUCUCUGUUGUAGUACAUAUUCAGUAGAACAGUUUCUACAACAUGAAAUUGAUUGGAACAACAUUCUUUACAAAGAUCAAGAGCCAUUUGAUGAUGGAUUUCCACCUGAAUAUUUUAUUGAGUGUGAGAGUGGGAUACUUCAGGUAUCAAGGGAAUACAGCAGAUUUAGUAUACGAUUUAAUGGUAAAGAUAUUUAA
This is a messenger RNA of Enterospora canceri, 966 nucleotides long. The record is from the annotation of a GenBank genome assembly. Lineage: Eukaryota; Fungi; Microsporidia; Enterocytozoonidae.